Messenger RNA from Theobroma umbraticum, 2675 nucleotides. Its product is annotated as Pentatricopeptide repeat (PPR) superfamily protein. Gene Ontology annotation, biological process: RNA modification. The record is from RefSeq and is a predicted model, not a curated record. Lineage: Eukaryota; Viridiplantae; Streptophyta; Magnoliopsida; Malvales; Malvaceae. Gene Ontology annotation, molecular function: protein binding; RNA binding.
AAUUAAAAACCUUAGUACGGCAAGCCAUUUCCUUGGGCUAUUGGCGAGCCCAUAUGAGUUCUCUUUCCGUUGAAAUUUCAUUGCAAAACCCAUGGCGUAGGGUUUUAGAAGGGUUUAAGGUUUAACUUAAUUUUUCUUCUUUACAUUUCAAUCACUGUCUUCUAUGAAACUCUCAUGAUUACCCGCCAACUCCGUAAAAUCAUCAAGCAACGGUCAACAACCUCAAGGACCUUGCACUCAUCUAAAGAUGUUCACCAGUUAUUCGACGAAAGUCCUUACUCAAAACCAGCCUCCAUAUGCCCUGUUAAUCACUCUCUGCCCUCUCUUUUGCACGUUGAUCUCCCCUUUAACGCCUUCAGCAAGCUCAAAGGACUGCUUAAAUUGGGCAACUUUAAAGCCAUUGAUGAAGUUACCGUGGCUCUCGCUCUUAAGGAUUCUUGUGGGAAUUCAAAACAGGGGACCCAGGUUCACAAAUAUGCAAUCACCUCUGGGCUCACGUCCUUUAUUACGGUUCCAAAUUCAUUAAUGAAUAUGUACUCUAAAUCUGGGCAGUUUGAUAAGGCUUUGUGCAUUUUUGAGGGCUUAAAUGAUCCGGAUAUCGUUUCAUGGAAUACUCUGCUUUCUGGGUUUCAAAAAAGUGACGAAGCUUUGAAUUUUGUUUUAAGGAUGAAUUUGAAUGGGGUUGUUUUUGAUGCAGUAACUUGUACCACAGCUCUUUCUUUCUGUUUUGACCUUGAAGGCUUUCUUCUCGGGUUGCAGUUGCAUACUCUUGUCAUGAAGUCCGGAUUAGAUUGUGAGGCCUUUGUGGGAAAUGCGCUUAUAACAAUGUAUUCAAGGUCGAAGCGUUUAGACGAAGCUCGGAGGGUGUUUGAUGAGAUGCCAACCAGAGAUUUGGUUUCGUGGAAUUCAAUGCUUUCAGGGUACAGCCAGGAGAGUAGUUUUGGCAUAGAAGCGAUUUCAUCGUUUAUUGAAAUGGUGAGACAAGGGAUGAAGCUUGAUAAUGUAUCAUUUACUGGCGCGGUUUCGGCUUGUGGUCAUCAGAGGAACUUAGAGGUUGGUAGACAGAUUCAUGGUUUGUGUAUAAAAAGAGGGUAUGGGACUCAUGUAUCUGUUUGUAAUAUUUUGAUGUCAAUGUAUGCAAAGUGUGAGGUUGUUGAAGAUGCAACAUUGGUAUUUGAAAGAAUGAAUGAGCGUAACGUGAUCUCAUGGACCACAAUGAUUUCUAUUGAUGAAGAGGAUGCUGUACGCCUCUUUAAUGAAAUGAGAUUAGAUUGUGUUUAUCCAAAUGAUGUUACAUUUGUUGGAUUGAUCCAUGCCAUAACCGCUAGGGGAUUAGUGGAAGAAGGCCAAACGGUUCAUGCGUGUUGUGUAAAGGGUAACUUUUUGUCAGAAUCAAAUGUUUGCAAUAGCCUUAUCACCAUGUAUGCUAAGUUUAUGUUGGUACAAGACUCUAUCAAGGUUUUUGAGGAACUUGAAUGCAGAGAGAUUGUCUCAUGGAAUGCUUUGAUUUCUUGCUAUGCCAAAAAUGGAAUGUGGGUGGAAGCUGUGAGGACAUUUUUAUCAGCAGUCACAGAAUGUAAGCCAAAUCAAUACACAUUUGGUAGUGCCUUGAAUGCAAUUGGUUCUGGUGAAGAUAUAUCUCUUAAGCAUGGUCAGCGGUGCCACUCUCAUUUAAUAAAGGUUGGAUUUACUACCGAUCCAAUAGUGUCCAAUGCUCUCCUCGAUAUGUAUGCGAAGCGUGGGAGCAUUUCCGAGUCUGAAAAAGUUUUCAGCGAGACUCCUCAAAAGAGCCAAUUUGCUUGGACAUCAAUUAUAUCCGCCCAUGCAAGGCAUGGAGACUAUGAUUCAGUGAUGACUUCAUUCAAAGAGAUGGAAAAGGAAAAAGUCAAACCUGACUCAAUCACUUUUCUUUCUGUUCUAACAGCGUGUGGCAGAAAUGGAAUGGUUGAUAUGGGUCGAAAACUCUUUGACUCGAUGCUGGCAGAAUAUCAGAUUGAAGCAUCCUCAGAGCAUUAUUCUUGUAUGGUGGAUAUGUUGGGCCGUGCAGGUAGAUUGAAGGAGGCAGAGAAGCUGAUGGGUCGCAGUCCAGGAGGGCCAGGGUUGUCUAUGCUGCAAAGCUUGCUGGGGGCUUGCACGAUACACGGAAACGUAGAGAUGGGUGAGAGGGUAGCUGAUGCUUUGAUGGAGAUGGAGCCCAAUGAGUCAGGUCCGUAUGUGUUGAUGUCAAACUUGUAUGCUGAGAAGGGAAACUGGGAAAAGGUAGCGAAACUGAGGAAAAGGAUGAGGGAGAGGGGAGUGAGGAAGGAAGUGGGGUUUAGUUGGGUGGAUGUUGGUGACAGCAACAGUUCAUUGUCUUUGCAUGGGUUCUCAUCAGGUGACAAGUCCCACCCACAGUCUGAGGAGAUCUGCAAAAUGGCAGAAUGCCUGGGAUUGGAAAUGAAACUUCUGAGAGAGAAAGACAGACGGAAAGAUAUGGAAAUUACAGUAUAACACAUGAGCCAUUGGGAAUUCCUUUGUACUCGUAGUAGUUCAAAAUAUUGUUUCUAUUGUUUUUUUUUUCCCCUUUUUGAAGAGAUCAUUUGGGAGGGUUUAGAUUUUAAGUAGCGUCAGAGGAGGCCCAAGCCGCCAAACUACAUGCAUUCCAGCUCUAGCAUGAAAACAGAAUACAGAAAGUG